AUGUCCGGCAAGGGCUCCGUGGUUCUGGCCUACAGCGGCGGCCUGGACACCUCCUGCAUCCUGGUGUGGCUGAAGGAACAAGGCUACGAUGUCAUUGCCUACCUGGCCAACAUUGGUCAGAAGGAAGACUUUGAGGAAGCCAGGAAGAAGGCCCUGAAGCUCGGAGCCAAAAAGGUGUUCAUUGAGGAUGUCAGCAAGGAGUUUGUGGAGGAAUUCAUCUGGCCCGCUGUCCAGUCUAGCGCACUGUACGAGGAUCGCUACCUCCUGGGCACCUCUCUCGCCAGGCCCUGCAUCGCCCGCAAACAAGUGGAAAUUGCCCAGAGGGAGGGAGCCAAGUAUGUGUCUCAUGGCGCCACGGGAAAGGGAAAUGAUCAGGUCCGGUUUGAGCUCACCUGCUACUCGCUGGCCCCACAGAUUAAGGUGAUCGCCCCCUGGAGGAUGCCGGAGUUCUACAACCGGUUCAAGGGCCGCAAUGAUCUGAUGGAGUAUGCGAAGCAACACGGAAUCCCCAUCCCGGUCACCCCCAAGAGCCCAUGGAGCAUGGACGAGAACCUCAUGCAUAUCAGCUAUGAGGCUGGAAUCCUGGAGAACCCCAAGAACCAAGCACCUCCAGGCCUCUACACAAAGACCCAGGACCCUGCCAAGGCCCCUAACACCCCCGACAUCCUUGAGAUCCAGUUCAAGAAAGGGGUCCCCGUGCAGGUGACAAACGUCAAGGAUGGUACCACCCACCGCACAUCCUUGGAGCUCUUCAUGUACCUGAAUGAAGUUGCUGGCAAGCAUGGCGUGGGUCGCAUUGACAUUGUGGAGAACCGCUUCAUUGGAAUGAAGUCCCGAGGUAUCUACGAGACCCCAGCAGGCACGAUCCUUUACCAUGCUCAUUUAGACAUCGAGGCCUUCACGAUGGAUCGGGAAGUGCGCAAAAUCAAACAAGGCCUGGGCUUGAAAUUCGCUGAGCUGGUGUACACUGGUUUCUGGCACAGCCCUGAGUGUGAGUUUGUUCGCCAUUGCAUUGCCAAGUCACAGGAACGGGUAGAAGGAAAGGUGCAGGUGUCUGUCUUCAAGGGCCAGGUGUACAUCCUCGGUCGGGAGUCCCCACUUUCCCUCUACAAUGAGGAGCUGGUGAGCAUGAACGUGCAGGGCGAUUAUGAACCAAUUGAUGCCACUGGCUUUAUCAACAUCAACUCCCUCAGGCUGAAGGAAUAUCAUCGUCUCCAGAGCAAGGUCACCACCAAAUAGACCAGCUUACAAUGAGGAGCUGGGCCUCCUCACUCUGCCAGUUUCCCAAGUGCAGACGCUAAUUGUUGUGAUAAUUUGUAAUUGUGACUUGUUCUCCCCCGCUGGCAGCAUCUUGGGGGCGCCAGACCCCAGCUUUGUUCCCUGUUCCCCCAUAGCCUGCAAACUAUGGUCAGCAAAAAAGGGAGAGUGGGUGUGUGGGGAACUACAGUGGGGAGCAGUAAAAUGACAAUUUUUAAAAAGAUACAUUUGUCUUUUGUUUCU
Molecule: messenger RNA, 1500 nt
Organism: Elephantulus edwardii (Cape elephant shrew)
Lineage: Eukaryota; Metazoa; Chordata; Mammalia; Macroscelidea; Macroscelididae
Gene: ASS1
Product: argininosuccinate synthase 1
Exons: 14
Coding region: 1-1239 (412 amino acids)
Biological process (GO): urea cycle; L-arginine biosynthetic process
Cellular component (GO): cytoplasm
Molecular function (GO): argininosuccinate synthase activity; ATP binding
Source: RefSeq, a predicted model, not a curated record